GCCGCGUACUUCGCAGUUUUCACAGUGACGUUCGCCAGCACGCGUGCGCGCGGUGCAUGUGAUUUGUGCGUGCGCAUGUAACUGUGUAUGUGUACGUGCGAGUCGAAGGUUACCGACCAAAGUACUCGCGAGACGACAAUUCUUGACGUGCGGCGACAGUUAGUAAGUAGUAAUUCUUCCGGGAAAAGAAUUUUCCAGCGAUACGGAAGAACGCGUCGACACAACAAAGGAAAAAUGUCCAGUCCGGGAAACGGCGGCGGCGAUGCCGCUGGGGGUAGCGGUAACGGCGGCGGUUGCUGCUCGACGAUUAUAAAGAAGCUUGGCCUGCGACCGGUCACACGGUGCAACAUCGCCAAGUUCUAUGCGCCGGCGUUCGGCGCCGCCUCGUACACUUCGAUGUCCAUCAAUGUCAUGAAUCCGAGCCUCGUCGUCAAAGUAUUCCCAAAGAAAGACAUUACGAAUUUCUUACUGGCUGGCACUCUGAUUGGUACCGGAUCAUACAUCUACACACGUGAACAUAUGAAGGCUGCACCACAGUCUGUAAGAAUUCUAUAUAGUGCCACUGGCGCGGUAUUAUUGAGUCUGGGAUCAGUCUUACUAUGGGCGGUGAUACGUUCCAUAGUCCCGCCAAGUCCAGUCUGCUGUACGUUAGCUGGCAUCGGCACUGGAGUGGCGUUUUUGAAAGUCGGCUCCAGUUAUCUCGAAUUUGUGGACGGGCAAAUAGCGAAAAAGUAGGCUGUUCCUAUAUGCUUUCUGUUCUUUUCUUUCCCAUCUUGGAUUUUUAUCUCGAAUUGUUGCGGAAUGAAAUUGUACUACGUCGAGCAAGGAAUACGGCACUUUAUAUCUGUUCAUUUUGAACGCGACUCCCAAAUCGACAAGUCUUGUGGAAUUUUCGUUUCAUGCGACAGGAGAUUACGGAGAGCGAUUCAAUACUUGAUUCAUCGGAUUCCUGAAAUUUUUUCGAGUGCAAAUUAUGUGUAAGUAAUAUUUUUUCCAUCGCGAGUUUUAUAUACGCGCGUUUUUUUUUUUCAAAAUAAAAAGACAGAAUAGAGAUACGAAUGGAUACUCGAGUGCUUUCCAUUUGAUAGCAUAAAUCGACAUAAAUAUCGUUUUGUCUUUUUUACCUAUUGAACGUAAAAAAAAAUAGAAGAAUGAUGCCUGUGUCGAUUUGUAUCAUUAAAUGGAAAGCACUCGUCGUAUUAAUUCCAAAAAUGUGAAUUGUCGUAUCGCACAAAAAUGUGAUAUCGGCGAUUCUAACUUGAAGAAAGCUUUACCUGGCAGCGAAGUGUUCAUAAACAGUCGUGCGCUUUUUCUCUUCGCCCGUCAUUUACGCAUCGCCGACAUGAUAAACGGCAUUUUAUAAAUUGUUCCUUAAGAUAUAUAUUGCACGCACUUUGGGAACUCAAACGAGACCCUCAUAAGCUCGUUUAUGGAAACCAGGAAGUAUGAGCAUCGUAUGUUUAUCGACAACGUGUUUUGUAAGCUGCAUAAGAAUGCAAUCAUCAUAUGUAGAUAACUGUCACCAUAAAUAUAUGAAUAUACGAAUUGUGACACGAUAGAAAAAAAAAAGAAUGAAACAUACGAAUGAUCUCCUCCCCUGCCUGAAAUCCAUCGACAUCUAUUUUGCAUUUUUAUUCUAAACUAACAAUAACUGUAUGUAUACAUUGUUAAUAUUUAAAUUUUUAUACAUAAUAUUACGUUGUGCUAUAAAAUUCUAACAAUAACAAUAUGGUCAAUGAGGCAAAAA
Molecule: messenger RNA, 1747 nt
Organism: Atta colombica
Lineage: Eukaryota; Metazoa; Arthropoda; Insecta; Hymenoptera; Formicidae
Exons: 3
Coding region: 88-735 (215 amino acids)
Source: RefSeq, a predicted model, not a curated record